GUGUUGUUAUACCUCCAUUACAAUAUAACGUUUGUGUAUUUCCAAAGUGUCAUCCAGUACUUGAUCAAUACAUCGCACAGCUUUUUACAUUCAACUCAACCACAUCGUACAAACUAAAUCACUACUCGCUGACACAUUCACUUAAUAAACCCCAAUAUCUUACACAUACACAUUAGUCAUCACCCAGCAUUUUAACCCAAUCAAACAAUCAUACACAAUCAGAUACAUAAAAAAUGGGUAAUUCAUCAUCUAAACUGCCUGGACUUAAACCUGUACCAUUAACACGAACAGACACCUCUAAUUCAGCCAAGUCUUCUCGUUCGGUUAGACUGCGGUUGUCUCUAUCCAGUAUCAACAGCGGUAAUAAUAACAGUAAUAAUAAUAAUAAUAAUCACAACCACAAUCAUAACAAUAGCGGGUCCGCUAUUAUAGAUGAUGACGAUACUGGUCAAGCAGAUCUCAAUCCAAGAUCACCUAAGAUCUUGUCAAGAAAAGGUUCUGAAAUUGGUGGAUCACGUCCCAGUUUGAGUGAUGGGAAUGGACUUAUACCGCCGAAUGAUGUUAGUAUAUCCCACAACAACAGCUCAUCCAACCUUUCCACCUCGUUCAAUGCAAAUUUACCGCCAUCCAUGAUGCAAAUCCCGCCCAAGGAACCAAUAUUGAUUCGAAGAAAUACAAAUGAUAACAUGAAUUCAGUAAGUUUGGAUUCAACUGUUCCUAACUCACCAGUAGCGCCGUCCGUUAUCAACAAUAUCGGCGCCAAUAACCCCGUGUCCAGAACUUCAACCAAUCAUUCCAUAGCGUCGUCAAAUAAUAACGGUAUAUCACCACUACCUUCAAAUGGAACACCCAAGGUAUCAUCUUCGGUUCCAACCACACCACUUCCUAACAAUAGCAAUAGUUACUUCAAUCUGAAUAGUAAUGGCAACGACGAUAAUAGAAGUAUUCAUAGCCGGACUUCUCUGGCUGGUGAUUUAACCGAACUUUCCAAAACAUCAUCAAUCAACAGAAAUGUCCUUCAACAAAGCACAACUACGUCUUCAGUAGCAGGGAGCAUAGGAUAUACUAUCGACAUUGAAGACCUUAUCCAACGUUUAUUGGAUGCAGGAUACAGUGGUAAACGAACCAAGAAUGUGUGUUUGAAAAAUAACGAAAUUCAAUUGAUUUGUGCUACGGCUAGAGAAAUAUUCUUGUCCCAACCUUCAUUAUUAGAAUUAUCUCCUCCGGUGAAAGUUGUUGGAGACGUACAUGGUCAAUAUGGUGAUUUAAUUCGUAUUUUUACAAAAUGUGGAUUCCCGCCUCUGACAAACUACUUAUUCCUUGGUGAUUAUGUUGAUAGAGGAAAACAAUCCUUGGAAACAAUAUUAUUAUUACUUUGUUAUAAGAUCAAGUAUCCUGAAAAUUUCUUUUUACUUCGAGGCAAUCAUGAAUGUGCCAAUGUUACCCGAGUCUAUGGAUUCUAUGAUGAAUGUAAGAGAAGAUGUAAUAUCAAGACCUGGAAAUUGUUUAUUGAUACGUUCAAUACUUUACCAAUUGCAGCUAUAGUGGCAGGCAAGAUCUUUUGUGUCCAUGGAGGAUUAUCACCGGUGCUCAAUUCCAUGGAUGAAAUCCGUAAUAUUGCCCGUCCUACCGAUGUCCCUGAUUUUGGGCUCUUGAAUGAUCUUCUAUGGUCAGAUCCUGCAGAUACUGUGAAUGAAUGGGAAGAUAAUGAACGAGGAGUGUCGUACGUGUUUUCCAAGGUUGCUAUAAACAAAUUCCUAACCAAAUUUGGAUUUGAUUUGGUUUGUCGAGCGCAUAUGGUUGUUGAGGAUGGAUACGAGUUUUUUAAUGAUAGAACGUUGGUUACUGUGUUCAGUGCCCCCAACUACUGUGGAGAAUUUGACAAUUGGGGUGCGGUAAUGAGUGUUAGUGAAGAAUUGUUAUGUUCAUUCGAAUUAUUGGACCCAUUGGAUAGUGUUGCAUUGAAACAGGUUAUGAAGAAGGGGAAACAGGAGCGUAAAUCUGCCCAGAGUUUACAAAAGAGUCAGAGGUGAAGAGAGUAAAUAGCAAGACACAUUAAGUUUUAUUUGAUGAUUUUUCUAAUUAUUAACUAGGGUUAGAAUAUGUCCUAACAAAUGUAUAAUGAAUUUUACAUUGUAUAAGUGUAGUUCGAUGCAACCAAUAGCAUUGCAUACAAAAGCGUAAUCUUUGUCGACGACUGUAAUUACAUCGUCUAUUUCAUGUCUCUUGAAACAAAUUACUGCGACUGGAAGCAGCAAUAUUUAGUUUCAUGCAUGCAUGUCGAUGCAGGGUUUCAGUUCCCACCGUCCCUGAAAUCCUUGGCAGAUCUGCAGUCUUUAAUGCAAGAUUUCGUGGCAGCCCUCUCCCCCUUUAGAUAGCGCGGUAAGUGGCAGGUUUGUGGGUGCUUGGCUGCAACGUCUUGGCAGCCGCGGCGUUUUCGUGUUGAUAAAGGCAAAUAAUAUAUGAGCAUCUUCAAAGCCUUCUGGCAACUGAACAAAUCGUCAAAUCUCGUGGAGUGGCAGAAACUGCUUGUAUGUACGUUAAUCCACAAGACAAGCUGAGAUCUUUCAAAUUGAUUCAGGUUGCAGAUG
Messenger RNA from Spathaspora passalidarum NRRL Y-27907, 2591 nucleotides. RefSeq names its product salt homeostasis regulator (gene PPZ1). NCBI's taxonomy places the organism in Eukaryota, Fungi, Ascomycota, Pichiomycetes, Serinales, Debaryomycetaceae. The record is from RefSeq and is a predicted model, not a curated record. Gene Ontology annotation, cellular component: nucleus; cytoplasm. The coding region runs from base 633 to 2033 and encodes 466 amino acids. Gene Ontology annotation, molecular function: protein serine/threonine phosphatase activity. The transcript has a single exon.